AUGCUCAGCUCGGUGUGCGUCUCCUCUUUCAGAGGGCGCAAGGGUGGCAGCAAGUCGUGCGCCAAAGCAUGCGCGAGCGCCGACAUGACUUGCCCGUCGGACAGCGAGCGCAUCGUGAUCAACUGCGGCGGCGUGCGGCACGAGACCUACCGCAGCACGCUCCGCACGCUACCCGGCACGCGCCUCUCCUGGCUCACUGAGCCCGACGCAUGCAGUAACUUCGACUACGACCCCAAGUCGGACGAGUUCUUCUUCGACCGGCACCCGAGCACGUUCGCCUUCAUCCUCAACUACUACCGUACCGGCAAGCUGCACUGUCCCGGCGAUGUGUGCGGCCCGCUCUUCGAGGAGGAGCUCGCCUUCUGGGGCAUCGACGAGACGGACGUGGAGGCGUGCUGCUGGAUGAACUACCGGCAGCACCGCGACGCCGAGGAGGCGCUCGACAGCUUCGAGACGCCCGAGCCGGACGCGCCGGAGGAUGAAGCUGCGGCGCUUGCCGGUGGCGGCGGAGGGGGCGGAGCCGACGGAGACCUCAAGCGGCUCUGCCUGCACGAGGACGGCGGCAAGAAGAGCUGGUGGAGCGUGUGGCAGCCGCGCGUCUGGGCGCUCUUCGAGGACCCGUACUCAUCCAAAUACGCGCGGUACGUGGCGUUCGGCUCACUCUUCUUCAUCCUCAUCUCCAUCUCGACGUUCUGCUUGGAGACGCACGAGGCGUUCAACACCAUCUACAACCGUACAGAGAACGUGACGGUGGGCAACGUGACGCGCGAGGAGUUGAUGUUCGAGGUGGUGACGGACAGCUGGCUGACGUACGUGGAAGGCGUGUGCGUAAUAUGGUUCACCAUUGAGGUGUUCACGCGCGUCAUCUUCUGCCCCGACAAGGCCGAGUUCUUCAAGAGCUCGCUCAACAUCAUUGACUUUGUGGCCAUCCUGCCCUUCUACCUGGAGGUGGCGCUCAGCGGCCUCUCGGCCAAGGCUGCCAAGGACGUGCUGGGCUUUCUGCGCGUGGUCCGCUUCGUCCGGAUCUUGAGGAUCUUCAAGCUCACGCGCCAUUUCGUCGGGCUCCGUGUGCUGGGCCACACUCUGCGCGCCAGCACCAAUGAGUUCCUUCUCCUAAUCAUCUUCCUGGCACUCGGGGUGCUCAUCUUCGCCACCAUGAUUUACUAUGCCGAGAGGAUCGGCGCUGACCCGGGUGACCCCACGGCCAGCGCCCACACCUCAUUCAAGAACAUCCCUAUCGGGUUCUGGUGGGCUGUGGUCACCAUGACUACGCUGGGCUACGGCGACAUGUACCCUGAGACAUGGUCGGGCAUGUUGGUUGGCGCUCUGUGUGCCCUGGCUGGCGUGCUCACCAUCGCUAUGCCUGUGCCCGUCAUCGUCAACAACUUCGGCAUGUACUACUCGCUGGCCAUGGCCAAGCAGAAGCUGCCCAAGAAGAAGAAUAAACACAUCCCACGAGCCCCGCAGCCCGGCUCGCCCAAUUACUGCAAGCCCGAUGCUCUUGCCAUGGCCACUGCCUCGCCGCACAGGAUCAUGGGUAAUGUGCUGGGCGGCAGCAUAGCAGGGGACUGCCCCCUGGCGCAGGAAGAGAUCAUCGAGAUCAACAGAGCAGACUCGAAGCAGAACGGGGACGCGGCUAACGCAGCCCUGGCUAACGAGGACUGCCCCACAAUAGACCAGGUGCUGGGGCCGGACGACAGGAGUCCGGCAACGGGGACUGGGCGCUACCCGCAUGACCGCGCCUGCUUCCUGCUCAGUGCUGGCGAGUUCCGCACCACCGACAGCAAUGUCAGGAAAGGUACGCGCAACACAUAUACACUUGACCACUUACAGCACAUGUUACAGACUGCAAUGCAGGUAAGGUUACUUGCAUGGCUAACAGUUCACAACAAACACACACACACACACACACACACACACACACAAUCUACCUCAGAAGAAUUUCAUGAUGCACAGAUAGUUUAAUCAGACUAUAUGAUAAAAUAUGCACAUACUAUACAGUGCCUUGCAGAAGUAUUCACCCCCUUGCACAUUUUAUUUGUAUUUUAACCUGGAAAUGGAUUUAAUUGUGAUGUUUACCAUUUUAUUUACACAACAAGCAUAAUGUGUUUGUUUUGACACAAAGGUUCAUUUAAAAAAUAAUAAAGCAGACCUGUUGGUUGCAUGAUUAUUCACCCCACAGGUUUAGUACUUCGUAAUGUCAUAGAUACCUCCCUUGGUUUUCUUGAUUCUGCAACAUUUACAUUUUUAUUUGUAAAUAG
Molecule: messenger RNA, 2261 nt
Organism: Ictalurus furcatus (blue catfish)
Lineage: Eukaryota; Metazoa; Chordata; Actinopteri; Siluriformes; Ictaluridae
Gene: kcnc3a
Product: potassium voltage-gated channel, Shaw-related subfamily, member 3a
Exons: 3
Coding region: 1-1965 (654 amino acids)
Biological process (GO): protein homooligomerization; potassium ion transmembrane transport
Cellular component (GO): voltage-gated potassium channel complex; axon; neuronal cell body membrane
Molecular function (GO): protein binding; delayed rectifier potassium channel activity
Source: RefSeq, a predicted model, not a curated record